Messenger RNA from Patiria miniata (bat star), 11830 nucleotides. RefSeq lists its product as uncharacterized. Gene Ontology annotation, cellular component: plasma membrane; extracellular region. The record is from RefSeq and is a predicted model, not a curated record. Bases 225 to 8921 code for a protein of 2898 amino acids. Gene Ontology annotation, molecular function: protein binding; calcium ion binding. NCBI's taxonomy places the organism in Eukaryota, Metazoa, Echinodermata, Asteroidea, Valvatida, Asterinidae. The transcript has 72 exons. Gene Ontology annotation, biological process: homophilic cell-cell adhesion.
GCGAUCGUGAACGUACGUGUGCAUUGAUUGUCUUGCGUGGUAUUGCCUUCAAUUUCAGUUAACUUUGAUUGCAAGAAAACGAAGAAAAAAACCCCCAAAAAACUACUUCUGUGGUCAGAAUAUAAGCUUCUUCGCAGUUGUUGCUGGUGAUCAAGAGGUUAAAUCAUUGAUGUGACACGAUCGAACUGUGACUUUUAAGCUGAUCUAAGGAUCUACCAUUGACUAUGGGUCGGUUGUUUCAAGCUGUUUUUGUCGUGGUGGUUACUUUGACUGGCCUCCGAGAAACUGACGGCACUUUCUUGGGUGCCGAUUAUUGGAAUCUGCGGUAUGGAGAUCAUGGAAUCAACUAUGAAACCGGUUCUAAUAUGUUCAACGGCCUGUGGUCAGCUUCGUCCUCUCUCAAUGGGCACUACGGACGACCAGAUUCUGACUACAGUUCAAGGACAUGCACAUGUUCCUGUAAUGAGGUUGAAUUGACUGUAGACUGCACGGGGACUACCACAGUGACAUUGAAGAACUACAACUUUGACAAUUUGACCAUCCAUACAUUCAACCCUGGAACCACAGAAAUAACUAUCGUUGGUGGUCUCAAGAACGUCGACCGGGAUGCAUUCAGCCGUCUGGACAAGCUCACUAAACUGACAAUACACAACACGGAUAUUACGACUUUUCCAGAUUUGUCCAACUGUACAAGUUUAGAGGAGCUAGAUCUGACAAGGAAUAAGAUUAAUCUAUCGCCGAUGAAUUACAGGACCAUCACAUUUUCUAAAACACUGACACGAGUGAGCCUGAUGGAGAAUAACAUUGACUGGCUUCCUCCUGGCUUCUUCUCUCAGACCAAAAUAGCGUAUCUUGGUCUGAGUAUGAACGAGCUGGCUGCUUUUCCCAGUGAUUCUCUGCAGAACAUGCAGAACCUUACCUUCUUGUCUCUGGAUGACAACAAACUGACGUCAGUCUCCAAGCGCAACCUUCUUUCUCUGGUAUCCUCUAAUCUGCAACACCUAAAUCUUAGCAACAACAUGAUCGACUACAUAGCACCGAAAGCACUCACACAGUUGAAACAGCUCAAGAUUCUAGAAUUGCAUAGGAAUCUCCUUGCAGAUCUGCCAGCUCUAACUAUUGAUAAUAUCCCACAGCUGUUACAUUUGGAUUUGAGUUACAACAGAGUGCAAUGUCUGAAAGCCAAGGCUAUCACCAAUCUACCGUUUUUGAGAACACUGAUUUUGCACAAUCAAGAGAGUGGUUAUGAGUUGGAAAGCAUUCGCUACAACGCCUUCAUCGGGAUCAGCGGUAACCUAACAGAGCUAUACCUUAGCUCCAAUGCUUUACCAUACUUCCCUCAUGCAGUCCUAUCGGAAGAAACAUAUAACAAAGUUGUUGACUUACACAUUGACAACAACAUGAUCGCCAAUGUCACUGAGUUUAGUGCUGACCAGUUUUCCGGUAGCUUGGUGUUGUACAACUACAAGCUGACAUUGCAUGAGCCAUUUGCUAAACUUCCUAGUGUCAACAGACUUUUCUUGCAAACUAACAGAAUACAGGGAAUCAACAUGGAGGAGUUGUGUAAGAUGAGCGUCCUGCAAGAAUUGAACCUGGACAGCAAUCUGCUGACGGACGGAACACUGGAUGAGAAAGCUUUCGAAUGUCUUACCUAUUUAACAACGUUGCGCAUGAGCAAUAACUAUUUCCAGUACGUUCCACCUUCUGUGCAGUUCCAGGAAAGAGUCAAAAGUCUUCAAUUUCUGUAUUUAGCUAGCAAUGACAUAACCUUUCUUUUAGCCGGCGCAUUCUCCAACGUAACUACGCUGAGUUAUCUGGGUUUGUCUAGCAAUCGUAUCAUCUCCGUCGAGACUGGCGCGUUCCCAGAUGACAUCAAUAACAUUGAUAUGAAUUCCAAUCAGUUCUACUUCCUGCACGAGAACCCCUUCACCAACUUGAGUUCCCUGAGUAGUCUUAGCCUUAGCUACAACGAGAUUGAUAUUAUACCAGAUACGGCAUUUGAUGGUUGCACAUCACUCCGUAGCAUUGGUCUUACAGGCAACAAAAUUGGACGGAUUUUGAUCACGACUUUUGAGGAUUGUCCAUUGUCGAGUAGUCUACAGCUUAGUAGUAAUGAGAUAGCAUAUAUCGAGGAUGGGGCCUUCGCUCACGUAACCUCAACCAGUUCAAUUGGUCUGCAGAAUAACCGACUGACUAAAAUACCAAUGGGUGGCACCUUUGUCAACCUCACACUGUCAACACUAUCUCUGAAUGGUAAUAAGAUUAUUGAAGUCAAAACGGGUGCUUUCCAGAAUCUGAGAACAUCAUCUUCCCUGAACUUACAAGAUAACGACAUUGCGCACAUAGAGCCCUAUGCAUUCGACUCGGUCUCUGGAGCUUAUCUUUAUUUGAGUAGCAACCCUCUCCAAACCAUGAGUUCAUAUUCCUUCAAUGAUGUGACCUACUCAUAUAUAUAUCUCCAAUCAGUGGGUGUGACCACCAUUCCAUCCCAUGCAUUCAAUGGUGUCUCAGCAUCAUAUUUAUACAUGCAGUCCAAUGCUAUCAGCAUCAUAGAGGAAGAAGCAUUUUCCGUCACAAUUGGACAACUUCAUUUGGAAAGCAACCAGAUCAGUGAUAUUAGAGGGAAGAUGUUUGGAGAUUUGUCGACCAUUCAAGAUUUGUUUUUAGAGAACAACAAGAUUUCAUCGCUUUAUGGUGACACGUUUGAUGGGGCAACCAUCACAACAAUAUCAUUGUAUAACAACGUUUUAGCAACGUAUCCUGCCAAGGCACUUUCCAGUCAGAAUCUGGACAAAGUUCUUCUGAAUGAUAACCAGAUUGGAACCAUUCCUGCGAAUGCGUUUGAAGGACAGACCAGCAUGGAAAUACUUAACUUGGAAAAUAACAGGUUGACUGAGAUCCCAACUGGUAUCCUGGCACCGUUAACCAGCUUGAGGAGCCUAUUACUGGGCCAGAAUAAUAUAAGUGCAGUAAAUAAAGAUGCUUUUGACGGGCUGGCCAACCUGGAGAUAGCGGAUUUUUCAAACAAUGAAAUAAGCCAUUGGCCAAUGAUGCCGAGCCUCCCCAACCUUCGGCAACUCGACUUAUCAAACAAUGAGAUUGAGACAGUGGGCCAGAACGCCUUCCAUGCACUUGAUGCCAAGGUCCUAAGUUCUUUGAAUCUUGCUGGCAAUCCUCUAAGCUGCACCUGCAACCUCUACUACUCCCUGGGAUAUGACAAUACCUCUGUUGUCGGUGGCACGUGUGCGGCACCCAGUGAGGCGGCUGGUAUCUUAUUCUCCUACUCCAGCAUGUUAUCCCCAAAAUACUUCACCAAUGUAAAUCCAGCAUUAAUUCAAUGUGCUCCAUAUGAUGUGACAGCGACUGCGCCGGAAUUUCAACAGAUCCAGGUGAACUGGACAGCACCCAGUGAGCAGUAUCCAAAUAGCACAGAUACCAUGGAUGAUUGGAUUUACGAUGUAAAUUGUACCAGCAAUGCAGCACCCACACUGUACUACAACACAACAUCCAUUUGGCACCUUUUCACUUCGGAGGAUGGCGUGGCGAGCGGUACUGAUUACAUAUGUCACGUGACACUGACGGUGGGGAACUACACCAGUGCACCUGAUGAAUAUGUAACAGUGACAACUUUAGAAAAUGUUGCUGAAACCAAUGCCACUGCAUCAACAGGUGAAGAUAUAAAGCUGAGCGUCAUCUACUAUGAUUUCAGUUUUGAGCAUCCAGAUUUCACCCCUGUUGGUAAAGACGUCAUAAGUCGUCCGAGCUACGUUGUUUCACCCUACGGUGCUUGGUUAGCCAUCUCCGAUAACCCUACCAGUGAUUCCUUCUCGCGAUGGUUUCGUCAUGACGAGUCUUUGAACCACGCCAUAGAAUCUGAGCUAGUCUUAGAGUGGCUGAACUCCUCGGGUCUUGUGAAUCCACAAAACAGAUACUGGUCGGAGUCUUUCUAUCCAGUAGAUGGACUUGGUUUUGCUGCACAGGGACAGAGAGACUGCAACUUCAUUCUUCAUAACUUUGGUUUCACGGGUGCUAUAAGGACUGGCGUCAUGUUCAACGGUACGGAGGUGAUAACGGUCGGUGGUGGGGAUGAAAUCUGGGUGUAUGUCAAUAAGAUUCUGGUCUUAGAAGUCCAUGGUGACGCGUCAGGAAGCCCGGUCAAGUGUAAGAGGAUAAUGCUGGCAUUGGCUGCGAAUCAAGGCGGAAGCUACUUGAUUCCCGAAGAAGGGACCAUCGUGAAUGGGGAAUGCCAGAUAUCUGACACUGUGCUUGCUGAACAAGUGUUUCUUGAGCUAGAGGUCGGUGUUUCCUACCACUUUGAUAUCUUCCACACCGAGCGCAACCCUUGUUCCUCAGAGUUCUUCCUAGAGAUUCAAGGCAUGGACUUCCUUCCGUUAGACCCAGACAACCCUCCAGUUGACUACGCCGUCACAGUGGACGAGGAUCUACACCUUAAUGCCAUCUUGGAAUCAAUCUGGGUGGCUGACGUCUUCUCUACUGGCCCUAAUUAUCAAGUCACGAUCACAAGUGGCAACGAAGCUAGACACUUUACACUAAAGAACAACACGGCAGAGAACAUCGCUGAUGGCGUUGCCCCUACCACAACCCCACCACCUUUCACCCAUACUGCGAACGGCACUGACUUCAUAAUCUGUGACUCCGAGGCAGUUAUUGUUCCAGAACCGAAUGAAGCCGCAGCGCAAGUAUUUGAUGUUCAUUCGGAUAAGGCUCUGGUAACUUUGGCAACUGAGCUGGAUCAUGAAGUAGCAGCAUUCUAUCUCCUUAAGAUCAGUGUAACUGAUGUGAAUGCCAGUCCGCAACACGAAGGCACGCUGACCGUACAGAUUACCGUGAAUGAUGUGAACGAUAACUGUCCCGUGGUAUCCAACAACAGUCUAGCGUUCUUCCCACUGCCUGUUCUCCAGGAAGAUCCCCUGGCGGACGUCGUAGCAACUGACGCUGACAGUGGUGUGAAUGGUCAGAUCACGUACCACACAUCGACAAUCACGCAAAUCCCCAUCGUCAACGACACGUUCUCAACCCUUCAGCUGACCAUCACAGCUAUUGAUAACGGAACACCAGCGCUUGGUACAAUAGUCAACAUCACAGUAAUGAUCAGUAACACGUGUCUGUACGACGCUACUAGCGAACCUGUGGACGUUAAUAUUUACAUUGAUGUGCCAACUGGCGGUCUGUACAUGAGGGUGCCCAGGUACUAUGCUUAUGAAUAUGAUUGCAGAGAUGCCCUUGGUGUUCAGACUGGCGUCAUUCAGGACAGCAUGAUGUCGGCGUCAUCGUACUACGACGAUGCGCACACAGCAGACAGAGCAAGACUCCGCGCAAACGCCAGCACGGACGGUAAAAUUGGAUCCGGUUGGAUAGCAAAAACUGCCGAUGCAAACCAGUGGUUACGGAUCAAAAUGAAGGCAGUCACCAUCUUCUCUGGAGUCAGGACUCAGGGUGUUGGAGAUGUAGAAGCCUGGAUUGAAUCAUACUAUGUAGAAUACUCCAAUGAUAGCAGUACAUGGUACAGGAUACAGGAUGAAGAUAGCAAUGAUCAGAAUUUCACUGGUAACACAAAUCAGAAAACUGUCACUAGUGUGUAUUUCGAUGAAGUCUACGCUCAGUAUAUCCGCAUCCUACCCCAGACCUGGCACAAUCAGAUAGGGUUGAGGUUGGAGAUUGUUGGCUGUACGACAGAGCGACGACUGCGACACUUGACCCAGUGUGAGCGUUGUCUGACUACCAACUACUGCCUAGGGGACGGUUUGCAGCGACCCUGCGGUCGCUGUGAUCCUCCUACAGACUCAUGUAACCGGUCACCGUCAGAACAUUCCUUUGGACACGCCUAUGAGUGUGUGCCCUGCCCAAUAGGAUGGUUGUGCGUAGAUGGUUAUGCCACACCAUGCCCCAAGUACCAUCAUGGCCGCUGUAAUGAAACAUAUUGCCCAGAGACCUGUACUUUGUGUGACCCAGGCACUACUUGCUUCAGGGGUAUACAAUCCAUCUGCCCUCAGGGAUUCUUCUCACAAGGAUUCGAUACAGAGUUCUGUAAGCCCUGUCAACCAGGCACAUUCAACAACUUUACCGGCCAGUCUGUGUGUGAGAACUGCCCAGCCGGCUACCAGAGCACACAGGCCAAGAGUUCAUGUGCACCAUGUCAUAUCACAGCAUGGUCGGCGGGAGACGGGACACCAUGCAAGUCAUGCUCCAGUGUAGCGGAAUGUCCGUGUAUGUCUGAGACUGGACCAUGUGCUGAAGGUGUAUCCUGCAUCAAUCAAGGAUCAGGGAGUUACUUCUGUGGUGCAUGUCCAGCUGGCUAUUCUCAGGAUGGAAAUGGAUGUGCAGAUAUUAAUGAGUGUGACAUCGCUAAUCCUUGCCAGUUCUCCUGCAACAACUUGUCUCCAGGCUAUGAAUGUUCGGGAUGUCCCCCAGGCUAUGUUGGGGAUACACCUCAUGGAAUUGGUGUGGAGCAUGCACAAGCCAAUCAACAGGUGUGUGAAGAUAUUGAUGAGUGUGCGGUUGACAAUGGAGGAUGCGACACCAAUGCUGGAUGUGAAAACACAGCGGGCAGUUAUCAAUGCGGAUUUUGCCCGCCUGGUUACCUAGGCAACGGAAAGAUUGGUUGCAGCCCAGGUGAUUACUGCUUGCUGGGUCAGGCUAACUGCCAUGAGAAUGCUACGUGUAUCACAACGGGAGCGGGUACCUAUGUUUGUGAGUGUGACAGUGGUUGGGCAGGCAAUGGUGUCUAUUGUGGUGUGGAUACCGAUCUUGAUGGACGACCAGAAUUGUCUCUUCUGUGCAGCGACGCAUCAUGCAAAGCAGAUAACUGUCCCCAGCAUCCAAACAGUGGGCAGGAGGAUACAGACAGCGAUUAUAUUGGUGAUAUCUGUGAUGAUGAUGACGACAACGAUAGCAUCUUUGACACUCGGGAUAACUGCCAGUAUGAACCAAAUCCUAUGCAAGAAGAUACCGAUGGUGAUGGAUUCGGUGAUGCGUGUGAUAAUUGCCCCUACAAUAGCACAUCUGACCAGGCAGACAGUGACGCAGAUGGCAUUGGUGAUGUAUGUGAUCCUGAUGACGAUAAUGAUGGUUUCAACGAUGAGGAUGACAAUUGUCCAUUUGUUGCUAACGUUGGUCAAGCUGACUCGGAUGGCGAUGGCGUGGGUGAUGCAUGUGACAAUUGCCCUGACGAUGCCAAUACCGCACAGGGUGAUACAGACCAGAACGGAUACGGUGACACAUGCGAUGUCAUUGGAGCCACUAACAAAGACAUGGAUGGGGAUGGUAUUCUAGAUCUAGAUGAUAAUUGUGUAAGCAUUCCCAAUGCCGAUCAGGCAGAUACUGAUGCUGAUGGUGCUGGUGAUCUGUGUGAUAAUGACAAAGACGGCGAUGGCAUCUUAGACGACACUGACAACUGUCCCUAUGUUUCCAACAGCGGACAAGAAGACACAAAUGGUAAUAAUUUGGGAGAUGUUUGUGAGACCGACUUCGAUGGCGACGGCACAGUGAAUAGCGACGACAUAUGUCCCAACAGCAACCGCUACCAAACAACUGACUUCUCUACAGGUUUCAUCUCUGUGGAGCUAUACCCUGGUCUAGUUAACGGGACCAGCCCAGUCUGGGUGGUGACGGACAAUGGAAAGGAGAUUCGUGAAAUCAGCAACACCAUCAUGCCGUCUAUGUUGAUUAGCCAGACAUCAAUGGCCGAAGUGGAUUUCACCGGCACCAUGUUUGUCAACACGGACGAGGGAAACAAUUACAUUGGUUUUGUCUUCGGUUACCAGAGUAACCGGAAAUUCUAUGUUGUGAUGUGGCGACGUGAGAACAUGAACAAUCCUGACUAUAAGGCUGGUAUAAGAGGACUGCAGAUCAAGAAAGUGACCUCUGCCACCGGGCCUGGCCAGUCAUUGGCUGAUGCUCUGUACCACUCCGCCACCACAGCCAAUCAGGUUGAGUUGCUGUGGCAUGAUCCAUUCCUGCAGGGGUGGCAGCACCAGACUUCGUACCGGUGGUUUCUGACCCACAGGCCAGACAUUGGGCUAAUAAGAGUUGUCAUCAAGGUAGGAGAGGAGACUCUGACAGAUUCUGGGGACAUCUACGACACCACCUACCUAGGUGGGCGGCUCGGAGUGUUUGUCUACGAUCAAGAGGAUGUCAUAUGGUCAAAACUGAGCUACAAGUGUGCAGACAGGGUCAAUCAAGCUCUGGAAUUUGAUGGCACAGAUGAUCAUGUUGUCCUACCUACCUUAGAAAUCUUGCAACUUACCUCAAGUUUCACCCUAGAAGCAUGGGUGCAUCUCCCCACCAAUUACCCCUCAACUGCCAUGCCUGUCUUGUGCACUUUGGAUGGAAUGCUUUGCAUGUUCCUUGAAAAUGGGUAUUUGAAGGGCCAGGUCGGUGACCGAGUUGUGGUUGGUUCUACUGUUCUGCCUGAUUCUACAUGGAAACACAUUGCUAUGAGAUUUGAUUCUCAGAAUAGUGAACUAAGUGUGUUUGUCAACGGAUCAGUUGAAGCUACAGAAACAACUGUUGCAACCCCCAUCUGGGGGAAUGGUACCCAGCUGUAUAUUGGGAGAGAUGAGGACAGUUUCUUCACAGGAACCAUGGAUGAGGUGCGCAUCUGGGGUGUAAGCCUCUCUGAUGCAGAGAUUGAGGAACACAUGCAGCUAGCUAGCCUGGAACGACAGAAGCAUAAAGACCUGCUGGAUGCACACUAUAACAUGGACAAUGAAGAACAAGGAUCAAGUAUGCUUCUAGACCAAGGCUUGUAUUCCCACCACGGUCUGAUAGUCGGGGACCCUGACUUCACCCCGAGCUUUGUUGAUCAGGGACGCUUCCAGGUCACCUACCCUGAUAACCGGCGUAGACGGCGCAGACGGAGUGUGGAGUAUCAGUAUGAGGAAAACCACUCUGAAUUGUAGAGUGAUGAAAAAUAUAGUCAAAAGCAUAUAUAGAUGCUUGGGAUAUAUCACUGCAUUGGCACCACGCUUGCAUGCAUGAUGCCUGCAUUCUUAACACCUGUGCUUUAGCAUCGUGACACCUGCAGCCCUUACAGUGAAACCUUUGAAUCUUUAAAGUCGAUAAAAACCUUUAUUUCAAAUUGGGAGCCUAUUAUAUUUUUCUAAAUAACCUAUACAGGGUGGUCCAAAAAAAAAAAAAACCGGAACGGCAUAGUUCUACUACCCUGACUCGAACCACAUAUACGAAUUAAUGGACAAUCUUUUUAGCAGAAAAACGAAACCAAGAUUGCAUGAUUCAGUUCUGUAGUUUUUGCUCUAGAGGCUAUUAUGGGAAGCAAGGUUGGGGUCAUUUUGUCUCGUUGAAUUACUAAACCGUGCUCGGGAAUUUGACUGACAUUGUAAUUGAUGGAGGGAUUGUUAUGUAAUAAUACCCACAUGAAAGAAGUGUGCUUUACAAAAUAGGCUCUGCAGCAAAAACUGCUGGACCGAAUCAGGAUAUUUUGGAAUCAUAAGUUUUCUAAAAGGAUUCUCCAUCGAUUGGUACAGGUGAUUUGAGUCUCAAGGUCAGUAGUGGAAGUAUGCCGCUCCGGUUUUUUUGGAGGACCACCCCGUAUAACUUAUAAAAACAUGUAUUUCAAAUGUAACCUAUACAGCCUAUAUUAAAAACUAGCAUAUAGCCUACUAGCAUAUUGCAAUUCGGAAGCCUAUUAUAUUUUUUAAAGUAGCUUGUAUAACCUAUACAAAACUAUAUUUUUAUUCUGCCAUACAUUUUUAACACUAAUGGCCUCUGAUUGUACCUGAUGUGAUGGCCUUUGAUUUUUUGUGUUUGUAGGAUAAUCCUUGCAGUAUUUUUCCCAAGAUUUAUAGCAACUGAUAAUGAUUUUGUCAAUACAAAACAUUGUUUUACCGCUUCCUUCUGAUACCUACUUAGUAUAUACAUGUAUAUGCAAGAUAGUACAACAUUUUUUUUAUACAUUGUAUUCCUUUUCACCAUGUUUUAUUGUUAAAAUAUAUAGUGGUAAUAUACUUUUUAUACUCUGGUAUAUUCUUUUUGUAUAAUUUAUUAUUGCAGACAUAUAUCUGCUAUGGUACAGAAUUUGUAUUUGAGGCAUAAUCGCUAUUUUGAACUGGCUCAGUUUAUUCCCAUAUCGUAAAAUAAUCCCAGUGAAUUUGGUGAAUUAUUAAAAAUAACAUUUGUAGGUAGUGUUACACCUGUUAAUGGUUUCUUAGGGAGACAUUUUGACGUCAUUAAGUUUACCUUAGGAAAACAUGGACAUUAGAAAGACACUUUGUCUCCCUAAUGUCACAGCUAUUUAGAGGCAUAGUUUUAAUGUCGCAAAUAGGCUAUAGAUAGAUUGCUCUUGGUCCAAAACAUAAUUAUACCAACAUUCGCGGGGUAGGAUAAGGUAUAAUUGGGGUAAGGUGACAUUAAAGUAAGAAACAUUUUGUGCUCACGUCCAUGGGGUGGGAAUUUCUCCUAAAUGACCCAUUAAUUAAAGGUAUUUUUUAUCUUUAAAUGAAAUUUUUGAAUUAAUACAUGUAGCAUGUUGUAUGCAAUACAGGGUAUAUUUUGAAAAUAUAAAAUGAUAUAAAGAUAUAUUUAGUCGGCCUGAACCUACAUGUUCUUCUAUUGUCACUGAAAAAAGGUCGUUCGAGGUACUGGUGACGUUGUGACGUAAAGGCCUGUGGUUGCUGGUUUGAACCCACCAAGCUCAUGUACAGUUUUCAACAAGAUUAUUAUCACUUUUACCGCAAGCAAAUAUCUGUUGGUUCGACCCCUGCUUAGAUUUUGUUUAACAUUGCCAUGCAGCAUAUCAUAUUAAGUACAUUAUCCGUAAAUAUUUGGCAUAGUGGGAAAAGUAAUGUUCUGAGAAUUAUCUUGAGAAAUAACUCCAUUGUCGUUCUGAACUACAGUGUGAGUAAAAAAAAAAAAAAAAAAACCCGCAUCCCAAAUGGCAGGACCAAAAUUUGAAUGAACUUUUGACCGUAACACUUUCAAAAUCAAGGAUAUGAAAGCCCAAUUAAUGAGUUUUCUUUUAGCACAAGAAUCAUUCAAAUCGCUCUUGUACUUCAAGUAACUGAAUUGUGAACAUAAAACACCGUUUGUGAUUUUUUAAAAUACAAUGUAUGUUUAUCUGAUGGAUUAAAAUAUUCUUUAAAAAAUGCAGACAGCUGGCUUUUUAGCAAUAAGUAUCGGCAAUAAACCGUCCUUUUAUCUGUUUUCAUAAUUUUCUAUUUAUAUAUUUGAUUGUACAAUUGUUUGAAUUGUCCGUCCUGCGAGGAAGAAAGGUUUACGAUUUCACAGAUGUUUGCAAUAUUGAUUGUGUAAAAUGUAUCAGGAUAGGCAAUAUAUGGCUGUUUUUUGGAAAACCGGCCAUUUGUGUAGUUUAUAUUUGUUAGACUAUAUAGUUUGUUAUAUAUGUGUGUGACUCAUAGAGCAGUUGGUAUAGAAUAUUCAUAUUAGAAUAUAACAUUUAUAUAUCUUUAUCAAAAUCACCUCUAUUGAUCAAUCUUACAUAUAAUUUUUUUAUAUGUAUUUUUACUUGCACCAUAUUGCAAUUUAGAUAUAAUAUAAGUUACUUAAUCAGCCGAUUUGUUUUUACAAUCUUAUUUUACAAAUUAGUUCGUGCUUGAAUAUUAAAGACAGUGUUUUUAUUCUGGAUUGUGAUUGGGUGUUCACAACGCGUAACGUAAAGUAUCUUUAUGUAAUUACCCAAAUAUCAAUUUUAUGCGGUAUAUUUGCUGGUCUGAGUUUGAUGUUUUUUUUUUAUAUAUGUGUGUUCGGAUUGUUUGUAUUGAAUAAUAUAUGUACGCAGAGUUAUGCUUUUAAUUAUGCAGAUGAAUGAAGUAAAUAAAGAGAUUGGAUUUAC